CCAGCAUUGUUCCAGGGUGCCAGAUUAUAGCUAUAAAAUUGGUUCCGAAAUAGAAUUUGUUUCUAACUUUAAGAAUUUUUGAACACGAAGCAGCAAAGAAAUCCAUGAUCAAUUAAAGCUCAGAUAUCUAAUCAGUACCCCCAUCAAAUUAAUGAAUUGAUCCUCUGCCCGAGUGUCGAGGGGAUGGAGAGGCCGGCCGAGAACGUGCCGCCGGACCCGAACCGGAUCCCUACGUCGGUGUUCGCGAGGACGAAGUCGUCGACGCCCAUGGAGUGGAGCGCCGCGUCGAACGAAUCGCUGUUCAGCAUCCACGUGGUCAGCUUCAAGGGCCACGCGGCGGAUGCGCCGGCGUUCUCGAUGGACGGCAGCUUUCCGCGACAGUCGGGCGAGUCGUUCGCGUUCCCGAUGACGACGACGGAGGCGGCCAACGCGGCGGCGAUGAAGGAGGUCAUGUGCAUCAAUGCAGAAGAGAAGGCGCGUAAAGAAGGCGCCGACCGCAGCUUGUCCCACCGCUCCGACGAGUCUUUCGCUUUCCCCGUAUUGACUGGCGAAAAAACUGGCGUUGGCUCGAAGAAGGUGGAAGCUGCAGGAGAUGCAGAGAGUGGCGAGCCGCAACCGGAGACCCAAAAGGCCACAGAGCAAAAGGCAAGGAAUGAGAAGACGCUGACUGCGAUCACAGAAUGA
Molecule: messenger RNA, 684 nt
Organism: Zingiber officinale
Lineage: Eukaryota; Viridiplantae; Streptophyta; Magnoliopsida; Zingiberales; Zingiberaceae
Exons: 3
Coding region: 184-684 (166 amino acids)
Source: RefSeq, a predicted model, not a curated record